Molecule: messenger RNA, 1416 nt
Organism: Saxophila tyrrhenica
Lineage: Eukaryota; Fungi; Ascomycota; Dothideomycetes; Mycosphaerellales; Extremaceae
Exons: 4
Coding region: 1-1416 (471 amino acids)
Source: RefSeq, a predicted model, not a curated record
AUGUGUCUCCCAGGACCGCGUUCUUAUCUCUCGAUAUGUUCCAAACCCGGCGUGAGGUGGGUGAAUGGCAAGACUCAGAGUGUGGACUUCUCGCAAACUGCAGCCGAGUUCUCCUCAUACAUCACCGGGCGGCUGAAGAUGGAUACGGACUUGUCUUCAGCGAGAGUGCCUGAUCCUGAUCCUCAGACAGCCUGGAGAUACACUCGAGCUUACUUUGAUCAAGCUCUGGACGCUUCGCUUGGAAUCGUGCAACGUACGUGGUUUGAGAAGCACCUUACCGCCCAUCAAGCAGGGCUCGUGAGCGAUACAAGUGCUACAUGGCUUGCGCUGCGGAGCGUUGUAUUUGCCGCCGGCUGUCGAAUCGAGCUGUCGAAAUCCCAAACCUUUCGCAAAGCCAGCAAGCAGGCAUGGCGAUACUUCGAGACUGCCCUCGCGGUGUACGCAAGACUCAUCUUCCUGAAGACUUCCAUUAUGGGCGUACAGGCUUUGACACUGAUGGCUGUUCAGAUUAUCGACGACGAUGAGAUCACUUGCGCGUUGCCGCAACAUGUCAACAAUGGCAGCGCAUCGAACCUUGCGUACUGCCACAGCCUCAUACGACUUUCUCAGCUGCUAUCAAGAUCAGAGAAGCGCCUGUCUACAGCUCGAUAUCUGCGCUCCGGAGGCAAGCUGCUGAUGGAAGCCAUCGCGGAGUUGCAAGGCGAGCUCGACAGCGUACGAGAUACGCUCAACCAGUCCUUUGAUCUCCAGCUUGGUCAAUGCCUUCAGCCAGCGUCCUUGCCGCCACUGGUCAGCCUUGAUCAGUUACUGUAUCUCCACUACGCAUAUCUGAAUGCUACACUGAGCAUACACACUGUGCUAAGCUACCCAUGGCUCCGUGCCUUGACAGGCCUGCAUUCGCAAGAGACUUCCGAGAUGCAAACGAAUCAGUCGGCAGAGUCUGUGGCGAGAGCAGCCCGGGCGGCCAUUCUACUAACCGAACACAUCAAUCUCAGAGCACACACCACUCUUCCCGUUGCAUAUUUCGGUCCCGUGUACGCAAUGACCAGCCUAUUCGUGUAUUGCCUCGAUGAGGGAGCCGAUGUGUGCAGUCUAGCCCUUCUCGACGUUGCCACCGGCUAUUUUGCGCGACUACAGCUUGCAACCGGUGCGGUUGUACCGGCUCGCGUCGCACGAGAGCUUUCUUCUCUAGCACACCGAUAUCACCAGGCACCUCAGGACACAUCUCUCAACAGCACAUCUUCGCCAAACGAUCCCGAGCUUGCGGGCGGCGGCCUCGGUGCGGAAUAUUACGACCAGCUAUGGGAUCCUGGCGACAUUGGAAACCCCUUGCCACUUGAUUUCGAGGAUUGGAGUGCCCUUCUACCCGUCUCGUCGGAGGAAGAUCCCAUCAAUCUCGAGUUGUGGCAAAGUUGA